Capra hircus (goat) is the source of this 13115-nucleotide messenger RNA. RefSeq names its product ganglioside induced differentiation associated protein 2 (gene GDAP2). The record is from RefSeq and is a predicted model, not a curated record. The transcript has 14 exons. NCBI's taxonomy places the organism in Eukaryota, Metazoa, Chordata, Mammalia, Artiodactyla, Bovidae. Bases 260 to 1753 code for a protein of 497 amino acids.
CACCAGCCGGGAGCGGAAGGCGGUGUUUCGCAGCUCACUGCUCCUGCAGCUGGUCAUUCCAGCCUCUUGGGACUUUGGCUCGUCUUACCUGCCUAACGCCUGGCAAGGGCUGUCCGGCGAUGCAGCUCGGCCACUCUCCACGAGGAACUUAGCCCGUCACGCCUGCCACGCGGAUGGAACCACCGGAAUGCUCUAAAGUCCCCAGUGAAUAUUGAAUUGCUGAGAAAUUUGGGAAAAGACAAGCUGAAGUUUCCGUUCCAUGGAUCCCUUGGGUGCACCUUCCCAGUUUGUGGAUGUGGAUACACUGCCAAGCUGGGGCAACUCUUGUGAAGAUCAGUUAAAUGCUUCUGCGAUUGCAGCUGAAACAUACCAGGAAGAGACUAUUAGAUCACCUUUUCUUUAUAAUAAGGAUAUCAAUGGAAAAGUAGUUCUUUGGAAAGGAGAUGUGGCAUUACUGAACUGCACAGCUAUUGUGAAUACCAGCAAUGAAAGUCUUACGGAUAAGAAUCCUGUGUCAGAAAGUAUCUUCAUGCUUGCAGGGCCUGAUUUGAAGGAGGACCUCCAGAAACUUAGAGGUUGCCGGACUGGUGAAGCAAAAUUAACCAAAGGAUUUAAUCUAGCUGCCCGGUUCAUCAUUCAUACGGUGGGACCUAAAUACAAGAGCCGCUAUCGCACUGCCGCUGAGAGUUCCCUGUACAGCUGCUACAGGAACGUACUCCAGCUGGCAAAAGAGCAGUCCAUGUCUUCUGUUGGAUUCUGUGUCAUCAACUCUGCAAAACGGGGUUACCCUUUAGAGGAUGCAACACACAUAGCUCUUCGCACUGUAAGGAGAUUCCUCGAAAUUCAUGGAGAGACUCUUGAAAAAGUAGUAUUUGCUGUCUCUGAACUAGAAGAGGCUACUUACCAAAAGCUGCUACCUCUGUACUUCCCAAGGUCACUGAAGGAGGAGAGCCGUUCGUUGCCAUACCUACCUGCAGAUAUUGGCAACGCAGAAGGGGAGCCUGUGGUACCUGAACGGCAGAUUAGAAUAAGUGAAAAACCUGGCGCCCCAGAGGAUAACCAGGAAGAAGAGGAUGAAGGCUUGGGAGUUGAUCUCUCUUUCAUUGGCUCUCAUGCUUUUGCCCGAAUGGAAGGAGAUAUUGACAAGCAAAGAAGACUGAUCCUUCAGGGGCAGUUAUCAGAGGCAGCUCUACAGAAGCAGCAUCAGAGAAAUUAUAAUCGCUGGUUGUGUCAAGCAAGAUCUGAGGAUCUAUCUGAUAUUGCUUCUCUAAAAGCCUUAUACCAAACAGGUGUGGAUAACUGUGGUCGCACGGUGAUGGUGGUAGUUGGAAGAAACAUUCCUGUAACAUUAAUAGACAUGGACAAGGCUCUCUUAUAUUUCAUCCACGUAAUGGACCACAUUGCUGUGAAGGAAUAUGUGUUAGUGUAUUUCCACACCCUGACCAGCGAGUACAACCACCUGGACUCAGACUUCCUGAAGAAACUCUAUGAUGUCGUCGAUGUCAAGUACAAGAGGAAUUUGAAAGCUGUUUAUUUUGUUCAUCCAACAUUUCGUUCAAAGGUAUCAACAUGGUUUUUUACCACCUUUUCUGUCUCAGGACUGAAGGACAAAAUCCACCAUGUGGACAGCCUCCACCAGCUGUUUUCUGCCAUCUCUCCAGAACAGAUCGACUUUCCUCCUUUCGUCCUUGAAUAUGAUGCCAGGGAAAAUGGACCUUACUAUACGUCUUAUCUUCCAUCACCAGAUUUGUGACCUGCUGUCAUUCCGUGCUCCUGGUUUCUAAAGACUCCACUUUUCUCUGCAGAUCCACUACCUGUUGAAGCGAUCCUCAUUUUUGCUGUACAGCUCCAGAGAGCCUUUUGUCCCCCACCUCUCUGGUAUUUUUUUAUUGACUGUAUAUUUUCUGGCACAUAGGCAAUCUGAAAAUGGUAGGCCAUUCUGAACUGUAUACUUAUUUUAAAUUUGUAUAUUUGUAUCAAAUGAAAAUGUUCACUUUUAGAGGAUUGUUGAUAGCAAUUGGGGAGCAACUUCUGAGUAUCUUUAGUUUCCUGGAAGGGCACUGGAUUCUCCAUUAGACAAGCUGCAAUAUCAUUCACAUCAUCCCUCUCACGUUGCACGCCUUCUGUGUGUAUGCAAGUGUUUCUCAAAAUAUAUAGAACCAAUGAAUGCUGACUGGAUGCAUUGUUUGCUUCAGAUCCUGGCAUUACGUUUUAUUAAAGAUAAUUUGCUGAGGAUAAAAGAGAAUCAUCUGGGAUCAGAGAUGUAGAAAAAAAGUGUCUGAUCAAAAUGUCAGAAAUCGUUAGCAAGAUACAGGUAUUAGAAUUUUACUGUACCAGUUAAGACGAAGACUUAAGGACUAAAGUUCCUGAGCUUGUAUGAUUUAAGAUUGUCCCUGUUACGGUCUCAACAGUGGAGGAAAAACAAGAAGACUGUUCCUUCAGCCUUUUCCUACCACCAGAGGUGGUUUGGGCUCCAUAUUCAACAGGACAGCACAUAUUAGUAAUCUUAGUAGAGGGUAUCUCUUGAGACACCGUCAGGGAACUUUAGAGAGAGUGCUGCUUUCCCAGAGUUGUGAAUGAUUCUAUUUGGCUCUCAGGCCUACUUCCUCUGCGGACAUUUCCUAGCCGUGUGUCUUGAGUUGCCUACGUCAAUAUGAAGGAAGUGUGUUGACAUGAACAAAACGCCAGACCACUUUUGCAACUCAGGCUCUAUUUGUGCCUUAGCUUGACUAAAAAUUAGAAUAAUGCUAGCUACCUCACAGAGGUAUCAUGAGGAUAGCAUUCAGAAGGGCUUUUGAUAUCUUUGGAUGAAAAAUGCUGUGCGGUGGGGUGUCUUCAGUUAGUUUUUCAAUAAUAAAUAAAUAUCCUCGAGGGAGUGCUACAGGACACUCUGCUUGUCCUUGGCACAUUUUGAGUGACUUCCCUUUCCUUGGAACAAGAGUUAGUGCAGAAUCCCAACCCUUAGAAUCCCCUCCUAUUUUGUCCAGGUGUCUUCUGGCCUACUCCUUCUCCAGUGCUACACUUUAGCGAGAGGCAUGUGUUAGCCAUUUUAAAUGUUACUUCUUGAAUGAAGGUCACACCGACAUCAUUUCCAUCUGGGUUUCUUCAUACUCCUUUUAAUUCCUGCAUUCCCCAUCCCCCACCCCAUCAUGUACACUGGCGGUUCGGAGAAGAAAAAUUAGAAUUCUUCUAAUGUGCUCAGGAUUGAUGCUUCCAAGGGUCCCACUCCCUUAGGUCCAAAUUAGUUCUUCAGUGGAGAUAAAAGAAACAUCGUUUUUCAUUUAUGAUAGAGAAAUGCCCCUGUAGUUGUGUUAACCCCAUCCUCUGUUUUCCUGCAUAAACAAGAAGGGCCUUUACAUUUCUCAGAAAACCAGUCUUAUCUUUUGCAUGUAAUGGACACAUCUGCUUUCUGCCAGUAAUCAAAACCACUUGUUUCUCGCAUAUGCUUGUUUGUUAAGGACUUCCUGUUAUGUUCCCUAGGUCAUCAGGUCUAGACAGCCAGUCAGAUGUCUGGUAUUAACCUUCAUCUCAAACAGUACUACUUCAAUCCUUAGAGCCUUGACUUUUAAAAAUCUGAAAAAUUAGCUUAAUCUUCUCCAGUCAAUUCUUAGAUCAUAUUUGAGGUGGCAUUUCACUAGGACCAGUUGUAAAAAUACACCAGCUUUUCUCUGUUAUAGCUGGACUUGGCUACCUCACGUUGGCAUCUGGCCUGAAUCAUUUCCUUAGAGGGUUCAAGCUACUUUGCUGUUUGGAAAGAACCAAAUUUUACAAUUUCUUAUAGGCAGUAAUUUAUAAAAGAUGUCCCUUUGCAAUAUUCACAGCAAUAUAUUAAUGAUUAAUAGCAAGCAAGAAUGUUCAAAUGAUGUCCUAGAAUUAAAGAUGGUAUGGGGCUAUAUACAUGUCAACUGCAUCUAAUAAUUUAAUAAUGACUAAAGAUAAGAUUGCUCUUCUCAGUGAAACUGAAUCUGGUAUUGGACCAAGUUCAUGCUUUUAUAUAGCUGUCUGAAAUGUUGUGUAGUGAAGUUCUUUCAGUGUACUCAAUCCUAAGAGGGGAGCAUAGUGACCUUGAUGUUGAAAUGAUGAAGUAACUUUCAGGGUACCUGCCUAGGUGACACAUACCCCUUUCAAGGAUACACACAUUAGAGAAUAAAUGGGUGGAGAUGACCCCUAGCGUCUGAUAUUAAUUCAAAGCAUCCUCAAGUCCUUAAUUUAAUUAGAUUUCUGUCAUGCCAAAUGCUAGUUGAAUUGAGGUAGAAACUACUUAUAGACUGUUAAGUUAAUUUAAAUUAGUUCAUGGAAGACAUAAUAUGAUUUUUAAAAUAAGUAUGUUUCUUGCUUCAGUAUAUAUUUGGGUUCCUAACUCAUCUGUAUUCAUUCUUAACUCUUCUGUUUUGCUAUUUCUUGAUGGCAAAAAGACCUGAGAAAAGCUCAGUAUUUAUUAGACUCAAGGUUUAGAGACCAGGUGGUUCGUAUCUUAAAGAUUUUUUUUCUUUAUUUAAUAAUAUAUCUUAUUUCAUUGGCUGAUGCUCCAUUAUAUUUAUUUUUUCUAAAGUAAACCCUCUAUAAUAGUUAAGACUAAGAGAGGAUUUUUAGAUUACUUUUUAGGGUAAAUGGAUAUAGAUUUUUUUUUAUCAAAUAUCUGAAAUUCAAAAUGAUUUAAUCUCAUUUCUAGAGAGAGAUGGGUAUAAUCACUGUAGUAGCAAAGCAUGGUCUGCCUGUUUCUACCUGUCUUUGCUCAGAUAUUAUUUAAUGAAUUCAAACUAUAGAUAAUGGUUUAAUCUUUCCUUUGCAGCAGUUAAUAGGAAAGCCAGAAAAUAUAGGUUCAGUAUGAGCUAAAAAAUCACUCCUGGUGUUUCCCCUGGUACAUUGUCUGUGUAUGUAUGUAUAUAGUUUAAAUUGCUUAAUAUAUGAACAGAAAUUAUUGGAAUUUGCCCUGGAAAGAGAAAAGUUUUAUGGUUCUAGUAACGGGUUGAUUGUAUUAAGGACCAAAAGUACUACAAGAUAGCAUGUAAACCUCUUAGGAUUAGAGUUAGCCAGUGACUUUCAGAUUGUGGUUCUCUUAGGCUAUCGUCAUCAUAAUCAACAAGCGCUAGAGUGUUUCACCUAGGCAGGUGCUAGUAUACCUCAUAGUAUGGGAUGGCUCUUGGUUGGCAAUGCCAAAGAACGUGAAGGAUAAAGGAGGGUUUUGACCUGUGAUCUAGGUCACGUCAUAAACACAGAUUAUAAGGAUUGCCUAGAAGGUCUAACCAUUUAUACAUGUAUAUCUAUAUCUACAUACAUAUUUAUAUUUACACACAGUAAUCUGGUUUGUUUUACAUUCUUUGAAUAUGGUUUAAAUGGCCCAUAUGUAGAGAACAUAAAGCAAUAAAUAGCCUAGUUUAAGCUUUGAUUUUACCAAAAUAGCCCUUGAAAAGAUGGUAUCAAGGUAUUUUUAGAUAUAAGUGACUCCCUUGGAUAUUAGUUACUAACUUGGUUUUCUGUGUUUCUAAGAACACUAUCUCUGAAUCUUAAGUACAACGUGAUUUAAGUUUAUAGGGCCUCUGAGUUCAGGUCUUCCCUCGUGGCUCAGAUGAUAGAGAAGCUACCUGCAGUGCAGGAAACCCAGGUUCAGUCCCUGGGUUGAGAAGAUCCCCUGGAAAAAGGAAUGGCUACCCACUGCAGUAUUCUUGAGAAUUCCAUGGCAAAGGAGCCUAGCAGGCUACAGUCCAUGGGAUGUCAAGAGUCGGACAUGUCUGAGCAACUAACAUGAACAAAGUCUGAGUUUAAGAUUAAAAGUAUAAAUAUUCUCUAAGUAAAUUAUACUGACAAAAUCAUAACUGCUGAAUGUGAGCUAACAUUUUUGUUGAACAGUUGAAACCAACACAUUUUGUAUAUACAAUUGUAUCUUUUUUUUUUUUUUCCUGGUGGUAAGUUUUGUUAGUGUAAUCACACAGUCAUCAUAAACUGAGCCAAGACUUUGUCAAACCAGAUGUUGUAGACCAAAACAUCUAAACACGAGCCGAACAUAUGUAAAUGAUUUUAAUUGCUUUUGGGCAAAGGAGACCUAACAAAAUUUUGAUCGGUGUGAUCUUGAGAUUUGUUUAUUCAAAAUUCAAAAGUUUUGAAUAUUUUUCAUUUAAAAAUAUAUUUUGUUCUUUUUGAAUUAGAAGUUAGAUCCCUUAUAAAGAGAGUCCCCCUCUAUACAAAUACAGCCAUUAAGAGCUGGUUAGUAAAAUGAUAAUGUUUAUAUUGAACCCCAGGGUUAGGACAGUCUUUUAUGGCCACUAUACCUGGCAUUUUUCUAAUCACUUAAAUUCACCUACAGAGCAGUAUAAAAUGCAGUAAAUUUUAUUGUCAGCCGUUUCUAUGGAGAGCUAGGCUGGUGCUUCCCAAAUUUUAAUGUGCAUGUAUUAAAUCAGCCAGGAAUACAUUAAAAUGCAGAUUCUGAUAUAGUAGGUCAGGGUGGAGCCUGGGAUUUUCAGUUUCUUUUUUUUUUUUUGGCCAUGCCACACGGCAUGUGGGAUCUUAGUUCCCUGACCAGGGAUUGAACAUAUGCCUCCUGCCUUGGAAGCCCAGAAUCUUAACCACUGGACCACUGAGGAAGUUCUUAAUGCUCAAUUUCUAACAAGCUCUUAGGUGAUAUCAGUGCUCCUGGUUGAAAGACCACACUUCAAGAGCCUAGACUAUAUUUAGCUUCCAUAUUGUCCCUGUUUCUGGUAAAAGGGACAGAACUUAUCCUUGUAAUAAUACCUUCUGCAGGCCAGGCAUUCCCACAUUCCUUAUCUCAUUUAAUCCUCUUAACACAUCCUCUGAAGUAUGUGGUGAUAGCGGUUAAGUGCUGCUAAAGCCCAAACACACAAGCAAUGCAGUAUAGAGCGGUGUUUCUCAAACUUGAAUAACACACAUCCCCUCUUAAUACAGAAAAAUUCUCUUAGCUCCUCAUUUUUUUACUUUAUUUAUUAUAGUGUUAUCUAUGUAUAUAUAAAGUUACAUAUAAUAUAUGCCUUAUGCUUAUAGCUCUUGCACAAAUAUAAAAUCAAAAGUUCACAGAUCAGACACAAACAAUAAAACUAAUGCAAUUUAAAAUAGCAUUGAUUAAGUGUGGUGGAUGCCGGUAUUUUGCCAAGGUGAAGCUGUGAAAUGAUUACGGUACUGAGUACUGUGCCACAGGUUAUGUGUUCAGCAUGCCCCUACUAACUACCACAUGUGUGGUGACUCAGCUCUCCCGCUCUUUGUUCAAACUGUAACACUUCUUUGUGUAGCACAUAGUGGUGGUGGUUGGUCUCCAUGUAGCUUCAGUACAUCAUUCCCCUAUUAAGUUAGUCUCUGUUCUCCAUAAGCUUCCACAACUAAAGCAGAGCCUGGCUUUAACACGCAAGUUAAAUGAUGCAAACCAGGGCUGUGAAACAUAUUUGGCUGUAAGGCAGUUAUCCAGAUAAUUCAGAACAUGAAUAUUGAUUAUUUUUUAGAAGUUCCAUCAACAUGAAAACUGUCUAAUGCUCAUAGUAAACUCCUGAGUCUCUCAUCCUGCAAACAUACACACAGACUCUUAACUCCCCUUUCCCCUCCUCUCUCUCUCCCAACAAGAAUUUUUCAUGGUGGUUAACAGCACUGGUCCUUUGGCUUCUGACAUACCUGGAUUCAGAACUGGGCAUGUUUCUCAGCAUUUUCUGAAUUUCACUGUUUUCAUGUAUUAAACAGGGAUAAUAAUACUGAUUCAAUAACUAAGAGAAAUCUAUGUAAUCAUAUUCAUAAAACAUGCAUAGUAAGUGUUUAUAAGUGGUAGCUACCAUAGCUUUGAUUAGAAGUAAUAAUAAGUAACAUUUGGCGAUUUACUUUGUGCCUCUAAUGUUGCUAAACUCUUGGCAUAUGUUAUCUUACAUACUGAGUUGUAGAUUGUUGUUAUUCUGUCACUAAGUUGCGUUCGACUCUUUGUGUCCACAUAGAUUGCCAGGCUCCCCUGUCCUUCACUAUCUCCCAGAGUUUGCUCAAAUUCAUGUCCAUUGAGUCACUGAUGCUGUCUGACUGUCUCAUCCUCUGCUGCCUUCUCCUUUUGCCUUCAAUCUUUCUUGGCAUCAGAGUCUUUUCCAAAUGAAUCGGCUCUUUGCAUCAGGUGGCCAAAGUAUUGGAGCUUCAAUUGUAGGAUUGGGCUUCAAAUCCAAGUCUGACUGCAAAGUUCAUGCUCUUACAAAAAAUAAUUAAUAUAGAACAUCAACACUAAGUUGCUUAUUUUAAAAGUUAUUUAAUGUUAAAUUGUAUUUUCUCAAAAUUUUUGUUAUAAAAUUAAUGAUAUUUCCCUGAAGGGGGAAUGGCUAAGGCUCCUUUUAAUGAUUGUAUGAUGUGCUAAUCAAAUUGCCAUGUAAUAAAUUUAAGUUUCUUUUAAAGGCUCUCUUGCUAGGUUGUGGUCCAGUGAAGAUACUAGGUCCAUUAGGCUUUACUUGUGCAUUAUUGUUCUCUUGUAUAUUUAAGACCUGUAACUCAUGGUAUUAUAUAACAUGAGAUUCUUAUUGAAUCUCUCUCAACAUCGCUAUUUUGCAGAAAAUAAUUCCCCCUUCCCAUGGUACUAUCCUGGUAUUCCUUGAUAGUCUGAGAAAUAAUACACGAACAUCUUAAUUUUUACCUGUGAGACACAUUUUUAAAAAUUGUCCUAACCAUUCUUUAAAAUAGUUACUACUAGUACAUCUGUCAUUUCCUAGUUUUCUGUUAAAAAAAAAAAAAAAAAACUAGAAUUUUAAAAAACAAACAAACAUAUCUGUUGGCCAGAUGUUUAUUCCUUGCUUUGUUUUGUUUUGCUUUUUUUCUCUAGUCAAGUAUUGGGAGAAUAUACUAGGAGGGAGUUGUAAGAGGAACUCAUUUAUUAACAAAGAUAGUAAGCAUCUGCAUAAACGAUUAGAAUUAGUUGGAGACACAUGAAAUGUGAGGCUGUCGUUGAAUUUUAUCAAAAUCUACCGUAAAAAUACUUCCCUUUAUGCCAUCUUACACAGAAGCAGGAUAAUCUCUGUUGUGGAAAUUAUUGAUUCUUUUUCCAAUCCAGCCUCUUUCCCCCACCCCAUCGGCAAGAUCUUUAAGCUCAGCGAAUGUGUGCCUCUCUGUCCAUGUGAGUUACCGAGGUAAAAGAUGUAUUCUCUGUGUUGCUUCACUGCCUCACCCCAUAUCACAGCAUAAAAAUCUUUCUGUGGCUUCAUAUUACAGAUACGGCCGAGCUCUACACGAUUUUCUCUAUUUUAGCAGUCUGUUAAUUGACUUGGGGUAUGAAUCCUUCCUUAGUUUAUGUUAUUCUUCUCUUUCUUUUAUUAGUUUUAAGACUGGUUCAUUCUACCUUUUCUCUGAUUAUUUGGAUAUAGUGCCUUCUGGUUUUUUGCCUCUUUAAAAUCCAGAUUUGUUCUCUGUAAGUAGGUAUAUAAAGCAUUUGACUAUUUCAUUAUGUCUCCUAGUUCAGAUGUAUCUGACAUUUUCACUCUGAAAUACUGGUUAUGAAUUAUAACAUCAUUGACUUUUUAAACAUAGAUGGGUUAUGUUUUCUAUGACUUUUAUUUCUUGUAGUAAAAGUAGGUUUUUUAAAUUUUAUGUGAAAGGGGAUAUUGGUUCUCAAAGAAUAGAGAACCACUGAACUCUCAUCUUACUGAUGAAGAAGUAGAGGCCCAGGCAGGUUAAGGCAGCCUGGACUCCUCACCAGAUCCUGUGGAUUUCAGAUUGUUUGAAGGUGACCUUGACAUCUAUAGCUGGAGCUCUUUGGUUUAACUGUGUUUGCCCAGCUGCUUGAUUUUCACAUUCCUUCUUAUGUCCUCCAAAGCAGAUUUUAUUUUUAUCAUUUUUUAUUUAUGUUGCACUUGACUUAGCCAAGUUCCAGGGAAGGACCAAGUUCGGGAAUUAACAGCAGAGGUUAUCAGUCAUUCAGGGACUGUGAAAAUAUUUGGGGAUGGGAGAUAAUUGUUCAUUUGAAGUUAUAGGUGUGAGAUUUUAGUUUUUUACCCAGCUAUCCAUUCACUCCCAUUCACUGUCUACCUCUUAAGUAAAAAUUCCUUCUUCCAACAAAAUUGAACAAGAAAGCAGCUUUUAAAGCGUUUGAUUUUGGAAACGCUGAGAAAAUGCCAAUCUGAAUAUGAUAAACUUAUACCACCUAGAGAACUGCACAGACUUUGGCAGUGGUACCCUAUCAAGUACCAGAGCGCACCAAAAUAGGCUCUGUAUUAACAUUGUGGAGGCUCUUGCAGGAGAAACUAAAUUCUUAUCUACGGGCCCAUUUUUCUGUCAUGUAGGUUUUUUUUAAUGUAAAUUUAUUUAUUUUAAUUGGAGGCUAAUUACUUUACAAUAUUGUAUUGGUUUUGCCAUACAUCAACAUGAUGUCAUGUGGUUUUAUAGCAUAGAAAUUCUCUGCUUCUUCCUGAGUCAGUGAGCAAGGUCACAGUACAGAGGAAUGCUAUACUUCUUCCACUCAUUCAGUAAAUGGUUCCUAAGGACCCAUACAUUAAAAUAAUGCUGGCUGCUGUAACAAAUAACAAUGGACGUGCUUAACGGCUUAAACACAUUAGAAAAUGUAUUUCGCACAGAAAGCUUGAAUAGAUAUUACUGGUGAGCAAGCACUCCUAGUCCUGAUUCAGAGACCUGAACUCCUUCAAUUUUGUGGCUCCAUCAUCUUCAAUAUGUGGCUUUCAAAUUGUUAGUUGCUCAGUCAUGUCUGACUCUUUGUGACUCCAUGGCCUAUACAUCCAGCCAGGCUCCUCCAUCCAUGGAGUUUUCCAGGCAAGAAUAGGGAGUGGGUAGCCAUUCCCUUCUCCAGGAGAUCUUCUUGACUCAGGGAUCGAACCCCUGUCUCCUGCAUUGCAGCCAGACUCUUUACCCUCUGAGCCAUCAGGGAAGCCCCAUGGCUUUCAAAGGAUACACACUUUUCCAUUUCAAGCUGGCGGAAGGGGAAGAACACGGAGGACUUGCUGGACCUGGAGGUGACACAUAGCACUUCCAUUCAUAGUCCUCUAUUUAGAACUUAAUCAUUGGCUAUACGGGGGAGCCUGGUGGACUGCCGUCUAUGGGGUCGCACAGAGUCAGACACGACUGAAGCGACUUAGCAGCAGCAGCAGCAGCAUACCUAACAGCAAGGUCAGGAGGUGGGGAAUAUAGACUAACUGGGCCCACGCAGAGAGGCAUAGGAACUUGGUGCCCAGCUUUUGGCAAUAAUCCAAGCAGUCUACUACAUGCUAGAAAAAAUAUAAAAAAUAUGUUCCAACCACAAAGGAAUAAAUCACCCUGCAAUGAAAGAAAUGCUCCACUAGAGAGAUGUCAAACGUCAGAGAAGGGUGUUGGCAAAUGAUCACAAAUUUGCCUGAAACAAAAUCCCAUGGCAUAGCUUAGGACAUAUCUGUAAACUGAAGCUCCUGGUUCAGACCCUCUACACCAAAUGUGCUUGUACUCUAGAGCAGAAAGAAUACGGAGGCAUCCAGAUGCCUCUUACUGCAUCUUAUAAUAUCUUACUACUUCAAUUCUGUGGAUCAAGAGUAUUGACUUCUUAGAAAUGCAUACUCUUCAGGCCUUACCCCAGAACUAUAGAAUCAAAAUGUGCAUCUUAUCAAGGUUCCCCCAGUGAUUGGCAUCCACAUUAAUUUUGAGAGUCAUAUUGUGAUCCUGGCUCUGACACUUAUUAGUGUGACUUUUGCCAUACUGUCCCAACUCUGUCCCUUCCCUUCAUCUGUAGAGUGGGGGGUAAUUGGAUAUCGGGGUAUCUCUCUAGAGAUAAUGUACGCAAAUGUAAAAUAAUACCUGACUGUCAGCAAGCAUUGGAUAUUUUCUUACUCUAAGUAUUAACUUCAAAAAACAACUGUAAAGAGACACAGCUCUUUCAACUGUUAACUCUCUGAACGCAUCCUCUUUCAACCCUUAGAACUUCAGCCCUUUGAAAUGGUGAGAGGUCUUAUAUUCAUACGGUUUAGUGUCCCUUAGAAAUGUGUCAGCUCAGAAAAAAUAAACAUUUCCAAAGUCAGCGAAUGGUGUUUGUCCUAGUAAGCCCUAAUAUAGACAGCAGCCAUGAUCUCAAUCAAUGAAUUUUGUAAACUUUAAAGUAUACAUGGACAUGGUCUACGUACUUGCCAAACCUUGAAAGACGGUAAAUUCUUAAGGAACUUUAGUUAUAUUUAGUAACCUUAGAUUAAUUGAAACAGGAAAAACCAUUUAUUUAUAAAUUAAAUAAUUUACUUCAACUAGAAAAUAACUUGGUUUUCAGCCUUUUAGAAAUUUUUUUUGUAUAAUCUUUGUGCCUCAGUAAGUGUAAUAUAUAUGCAUAUUAAAGUUAAUUUUUGCUUUAUGUAAUGAUUUAGAAAGCAUAUCUAGAUCUUUCAGCACCUUGGGUUUAUCUUUUUAAUACUGUUUCUCUUAAUCCCAUGUGGUUAGUGGUUAUGUGGUUAGAAAUUUAUCAGAGUUAAGGCUGAAUAGGUACUGCUCUAAGAAUACAAUCUGAGACUUAAAAGCAUCUUUAAAGUCAGAUCCUAAUAUCAGCUUAUUUGAUUUUUUUCCUCUUGCUCCUAAGUUACAAUUUUAAAAUUUCAGUUUAAUUAAAUUAUGUUUACUGAUGUUAUGGGUGGCUUACUGUAGUUCAUCAGAUUAUUUAAAAUUAGGAACUAAAUUGAAAGACUAACUAUUAUGGCUUUCACUCAAGGAAAGGAACAAGACAAGAACCACUUGCAUUUUAGUUCAGAUAGGAGCACCUCAGUCUAGAUUUGUAUAUGCCUGUAUACAUUUAGACCUGGCCUCCCAAGUCAUAGAGGAAUCAUCCUUUCCAUCUGACAAGUGAGGUCCAAAAUGUUGCAAGUUGUUUCCUUUGUACAACACUUAAUGCAAGACCAGAACUAAGAGGCACUAACACUUUCCUGUUGAAUCCAUCUUGUGGGUAUGUUGUACAAACCAAUUCAGUUUUGAACCUCAUCUAACCCCCAUGGGACUUACACAAGAAGUGGAAAAAAGGCAAAAAUCCCAUGUUUUAGUCACAAUAGUGAAAAGGCACAGUGCAAAGCCACUCUGCAUCUAGUGUGUGUUUGUUUGUUUUAUCUUUGUGUUUAUAAUUUAUUGUUACAUGUACCAAAAUCAAAUUAUAAUAUAAUUCGUUGUUAUAUUCUUUUUGAAUAUAAAGUCUUUAAUUUCUAUUCUAA